AUGCGAUUAGCUUUGACCAUCUCAUUUUUCCCUUUCCUGAAUUCCACACCAUCCCACCAUCAGCUUGGCAACCAUGGCAAAUUGAUCCUCAAGUCUGCAGACUGCAAAAAGAUCAGCACAACCAUGGGGACAACCUUUUGGAACUUGGGAGUGCUGAUCAUUGUCAUUGUUGCAUCAAUCCUGAAACCAGUAAUUUCAGACCCACAAACCAAUUUGCUAAACAGAGGAUGCAGUCAGUACAAUGCUACAAAUUUUAGGGACUUCCAUAACAAUCGAAAUGCCACCUUUAAUGAUCUCAGGAACCAGUUAUCCCUGCAAAACAAGCACUUUGCUACGGCACAGCAGUCCAGGUCACCUGACCCCGUUUAUGCCAUGGUUCAGUGCAGAAACUACCUCUCCACAGCUGAUUGUGUUUCCUGUUUUGAUGCUGCAGUGGCCAAGGCUGUGAAAUGCAAAGAUGCAAAUGGCGGUCGUGUUGUGUAUGAUGGCUGCUUCCUCAGGUACGAGAGCAACACCUUCUAUGAUCAGAGUACACUUCCAGGAAAUGUGGAGAUAUGCAGCACUCAGACUGGAUCUCGAGAAAAUGAAUUUGGAGCACAGGCACAAGCCCUGUUGAAGGAUCUUCAACUUGCAACGCCUAGGAUUACUGGUUACUUUGCGGCAUCUAAGAGGGAAGUGAGUCCAGGUGGUCGCACAGUUUAUGGGGUGGCACAAUGUGCUGAAACAAUCAGCCAAAGUGGUUGUGAAGAUUGCUUGACUGUGGCAUUUAACAAUAUACAGGGCUGUUUACCCAAUGCAGAUGGAAGGGCUGUUGAUGUCGCCUGCUUUCUUAGGUAUUCAGAGACUUCAUUUUUCCCUGAUAACCAGACAAUCGAUAUCACGCCCUUUCUACGAGGACGAGGUUUAAGCAAGAAGAAAGUUAUUAUCAUUGGAGUGGCUGCCGCAGGUGGUGGCCUUCUUAUUAUUAUUGCACUUGCUUUUAUUCUAUGGUGUCGGUUGCACAGAAAGCCAGAGGCGCCUCAAAAAGGUAACAUAUUCGGUGCAACUGAACUGCAGGGUCCUGUAGCUUAUGAUUUUAAAGUUCUGAAAACUGCAACAAGAGAUUUUAGCAAGGAAUGCAAGCUUGGAGGAGGAGGUUUUGGAGAGGUUUUCAAGGGUACUCUGAAUAAUGGAAAUAUAGUUGCUGUCAAGAAGCUAAAAGCAACUGCUAGUAGACCAAAGGAAGAGGUUGAAAGUGAAAUCAGAGUUAUUGGUAAUGUUCAUCACCGAAAUCUCAUUCGCUUACUUGGAUGCUCUACAAAAGGAGCAGAGCUACUCCUUGUGUACGAAUACAUGGCGAAUGGAAGCCUGGAUAAAUUCUUAUAUGGUGAUAAAAGAGGAUAUCUUAAUUGGAAGCAACGGUUCGACAUUGUGUUUGGAACAGCUAGGUGUCUUGCCUAUCUGCAUGAACAAUACCAUUUUUCUCUCAUUCAUCGAGAUGUUAAGUCCAGCAACAUUCUACUGGAUAAUUAUUUUCAGCCAAAAAUUUCUGAUUUUGGAAUGGCAGCACUUAUGCCCGAAGAUCGGAGCCAUCUGAGCAGCUUUUCUGGUAACUUGGGCUACAUAGCACCAGAAUAUGCAAUUCAUGGACAGCUUUCUGAGAAAGUUGAUGUUUACAGCUUUGGUGUUGUCGUUCUUGAAACAAUCAGUGGCAGAAGUAGCAACUACAAAACAGUUGAGCCAGGCCGUGACAAUCUUCUUGAACAGGCAUGGAAGCAGUAUGAGAGUGACAUGCAUUUGGCAUUCGUGGAUGAGACUUUGGACCCUAACGAUUGCAAGACAGACGAUGUAAAGAAACUCCUGGAAAUUGCUUUGCUAUGCACUCAAUCACAACCUUCUCGAAGGCCCACCAUGUCUGAGGUAGUUGUCAUGCUUUCAAGCGAUCGUUCAUGGGCGCAGCAACGCCCCUUAAGGACUACAGUUAUCUGAUCAGAUGGGAGAUUUUCGGCGAAUCUACAGAAAUUGCAUCAUCAAACUCCACUGCCACAGCCUCUAUUACAUGGUUGCCAGGCCAUUUUCUCGUAUUCAAAAUGCAGCAUUUUCACUUAUUUUCUUGUAUUUCACGCAUAUAAACAUCUGAAAUCCAAGAAAUCUCAUGAAAUGCUAGAAUUAUGUGUACAGAAGAGCUAGAACAAGGAAUCUAAUAAUAGCUUCAGACGCCGUACCUAUAUCUGAACUGGUUUAAGACCAUCAAGAUCUAUGGAUUUCAUUACUGCAUUCUGCACCAGCUGAGAUUGUUCUACUAGUUUCCAGCCAUUUGGAAAUGUUUUUGUUCUUUGGUAAUCUCACCAAUUCUUGAACUAUCAAUCACUCAUGGAAAUGAAGGAGCCACUUGAGCUUCCUGAGGUUUCACCUUCCAUCCAACUUGGAGAGCCUGAAACUUGACACCGGAUGCGAAGCUAAGUGCAGCAGUAUUCUCUUCAAAAGGGAUUACGAAGUCUUUGACAUGAAGAGUUGCUUGGUUGCAGUACAGAUAAACCCACUUUUUUCUCCGAAAGCAAGGAACGGUGAAAUGUACCCGGAAUAUUAUAUCCAGCUGAAUUUAAGGCAAUUGCAAAGUAGAGAACUUAAAUUCUUUUGGCAGUUUUAGUCAACAAUAUACCACCGUCAAUGCAGUCCCAA
Molecule: messenger RNA, 2661 nt
Organism: Coffea arabica (coffee)
Lineage: Eukaryota; Viridiplantae; Streptophyta; Magnoliopsida; Gentianales; Rubiaceae
Product: cysteine-rich receptor-like protein kinase 2
Biological process (GO): protein phosphorylation
Molecular function (GO): protein kinase activity; ATP binding
Source: RefSeq, a predicted model, not a curated record